Molecule: messenger RNA, 585 nt
Organism: Echinostoma caproni
Lineage: Eukaryota; Metazoa; Platyhelminthes; Trematoda; Plagiorchiida; Echinostomatidae
Source: the annotation of a GenBank genome assembly
AUGUAUACCACACCAGAAGUAACAUCGACAACAAUUUGUGACCCGCGAGAGUCCUCGCGGUCAGUCAAGUACUAUCGCAUUCAUCCGGGAAAAAAUCGAUUCUGUUGUGGCGGGCAUGGAGUUCAUUCACGAGAAAUGGGAGUUUUCUAUCUCACCCUGUUUCUACUCGUUGGAGUCACAGUUCUAUUCAUGGUUUUUGAAGCGCGAUUACUGACUCCAAUUCUCACACCCGCUGUGCCGUUUUUUGCUGCACUGCUGUUCCUCUACGUUUUGCUCACAUUUCUUCGAGCUGCAUUCACCGACCCCGGCGUGCUCCCACGUGCAACCAAACUGGAGUCAGACUGGAUAAAAAUAUCGAUCGCGACCGGGGAUAUGCCUAUGGAUGGAUUAGGAAAUGAUUCCCAACAGCCAGUCGUUCGACCGUAUCCGAUCGGAGCGCAUACACGUCAAAUUCUGGUCCGAGACCAUUUGGUCAAAUUGAAUUUUUGUCACACGUGUCGGUUUUUUCGUCCACCCCGCGCCUCGCACUGUUCCACAUGCGAUAAUUGUGUGGGUACGUUUCCCGGGGACUUGUUUUUCCAUUGA